UGGUCAGCUCUGUAUCAAGACCAAAAAAAACCUUUUGGGUCCUUAGUCAGAGCCAGAGAGAAACCUGGAAAUGGCAUAAAAGGAUGCCUGCUCGCCCUGAGCUGUAUGCAUUGAUAACAUGGUACUUCCUCAAUGAGUUCAAACAGAGCAAACACUCAGUGACGUCCUGCUUGCAUGAAACUGCUUACUUAAUCCUGCCUGCGCUGGUCUUCUUACUUCUGAUAAGCUCUCUCCUGGGCAACCAGACAUCAUAACUACCUCUUCUUACAGCUGUAUAAAAGUUAUAUUCUUUGUGACACUGAUAGCUCUU
This is a messenger RNA of Penicilliopsis zonata CBS 506.65, 310 nucleotides long. RefSeq lists its product as hypothetical. Bases 84 to 254 code for a protein of 56 amino acids. The transcript is spliced from 2 exons. NCBI's taxonomy places the organism in Eukaryota, Fungi, Ascomycota, Eurotiomycetes, Eurotiales, Aspergillaceae. The record is from RefSeq and is a predicted model, not a curated record.